This is a messenger RNA of Puccinia graminis f. sp. tritici CRL 75-36-700-3, 776 nucleotides long. RefSeq lists its product as uncharacterized. NCBI's taxonomy places the organism in Eukaryota, Fungi, Basidiomycota, Pucciniomycetes, Pucciniales, Pucciniaceae. Bases 135 to 470 code for a protein of 111 amino acids. The record is from RefSeq and is a predicted model, not a curated record. The transcript is spliced from 2 exons.
AUUUAAGGGCGCACCGCUUCAAGCGCCUUGGGUCUAUCUCUCACUCACCAGCUCCAUCACCUCAAGACAUUCAACCCCAACAACACCCAAUAAGCCUGCACUUGCUCCCCAAAAAUAUACCGCCCUAAGCCAUCAUGAACUGCCUCCUCUACGCCGCUUGCUUCUUGGCCGUCCUUCAGUCGGCUCUUUGCACCAUGCCGACUCUUGCUCCGCGAGCCGACCAAGUCGCAGCCGCCCACAAAGGACAAUCGGACGAGAAAUGCUACCUUGGGUGCCUUGGCUGGUUUGGCAACACUUUCAACCCCUGGAUCUUUGGAAACUCCUACCUCACUUACCCUUACUACGACUACUCCUUUGGUCUUAAUAAUGGCUACAAUAACUUGGCCUUCGCUGGCGGUCUUGGUGGCGGUUAUGGAAUGUUCAAAAAGGACGCUUCAGAACCUAACAAACACCAGGAAACAUCGGCCUAGGAUCGUCGUGUUCUCGACUUGAGGACUUCCUAAUUACGAAUUAUGUGUCACAACAGCAACUGAUCUGUUAAUCCAUUGAUGUAUAGAAUAUGCUUUAAUUCUCGUUUUUCCUAUUCAUAAUGACCAAAGAAUAAAUAUGUUCUCCAAAUGUAUCGAUUCUUUCAAUAAACAGCACUGCAUAUAUAUUUCACCUCUAUGACUUUCCAUUAAUUGUAUCGUUCCCCCUUUCAUGUAACAUCAAUGCUGAAAGCGAAACUGAUCCAGUAGACGAGAACCUUCAUCUCUUCUUGCUACCUUUGAUGUGUG